Vanessa tameamea is the source of this 2056-nucleotide messenger RNA. RefSeq names its product 2-acylglycerol O-acyltransferase 2-like. Gene Ontology annotation, cellular component: endoplasmic reticulum membrane. Gene Ontology annotation, biological process: triglyceride biosynthetic process. NCBI's taxonomy places the organism in Eukaryota, Metazoa, Arthropoda, Insecta, Lepidoptera, Nymphalidae. Gene Ontology annotation, molecular function: diacylglycerol O-acyltransferase activity. The coding region runs from base 115 to 1650 and encodes 511 amino acids. The record is from RefSeq and is a predicted model, not a curated record. The transcript is spliced from 6 exons.
UUGUUCUAUUUGCUUAAUUUAAGAAUAUUUGCAACUAAUUGUGAAUUGUUCUCAUUACAUAAAAAAUACAGAUUAAGAAUUUAGUGACAAAAAGGUAAAAUAUUGCUGUAAAAUAUGGAUAUAAUUACAAGCACUGAAGACCUUUGCCCUGAUAGUAAAACAAUUCAAGAGAACAUCCUUUUUGAUAUUAUAAAGGAGGUGUGCGGUGAUCAAAAUUGUGUUCUUUCACCAAAGCUUGCUGGAAAAGUAAGGAGAAUCAUUGCUGACAGCGAUUUAUCACACUAUUCCAGUUUACAUAAACUAAGCACCGCUGAUGAGAGUACUUCUACUUUACUAGGAUUAAUGCACAAAACUGACGCAGAGUUAACAUUUGAUGAACAAGCUGAAUUGAACCAAGCAAUCAUCAACAAAAUUCAGAACAAAAUACCAAUCUUAGCUUCUGACUUAGAUAAAUUAAAACAAAACAUUGGCAGUGGAAAGAAAACAAGGAAAAACGAAAUAAAAGAUCUUCAAGAGAGUUUGGAUGACAAACUUAAUACAUUGAAAGAACAAGAAAAUGAAAAGGUUGAACUCAUGGUGGAAUGGCUGAACCAUCGCCUGCAAGAAGUCUCAUCGUUUAGUAACAAUUCUACGACUUUGGGUAUAGAAUGGGCGCCGCUCCACCUGCCUUUGGCCCGUAGGCUACAGACCCUAGCAGCGACCACCUGGAUAUGUCUUAUAUUAUUCGGAGAAGCCUUCUGCAUAUUCAUUUACGUCCAGUUUUUGUAUUCUUCGUACUGGUGGUUAGCGUUGCUGUAUGGAGCGUGGUUAUUGAAUGACCUCGACGUUUGCAACAGAGGUGGUAGGAUAGUAGAAUGGGUGAGGAAUUGGUCUUUGUGGCGCUAUUACCGAGAUUAUUUUCCAAUAAACUUGGUUAAAACCGCCGAAUUGGAUACCUCGAAAAACUAUCUAUUCGCCUGCUUUCCCCAUGGCGUGGUAUGCUCUGGAGCUUUCGGUGCAUUUGCCACAAAUGCGUUAGACUUCUACAAGGUAUUUCCAGGCAUGACAUGCAACAUGAUUACUCUGGGAGGCCAUUUUAGAGUUCCAUUAUUUAGAGAAUUGGUGCUUGCUUUGGGUAGUUGCGCUUCUUCUCAAGAGAGCUUGUUAUAUCUUCUUGAUAAGAAUAAAAAUCAAGGAAAAUGUGUGGUGCUAUUUGUCGGAGGAGCUGCAGAGGCGUUGGAUUCGCAUCCGGGUGAAUACAAAGUGAUAUUGAGCAGGAGGAAAGGUUUCGUUCGUGUUGCCAUGAAAUCUGGGGCACCACUAGUACCAGUAUUUUCAUUUGGAGAAACAGACGUAUAUCGUCCACUGAAUAACAGUGAAGAUAGUUUGCUCCGCAAGUUCCAGGAUAAAGUGCGCCAGAUCACGGGUAUAUCACCAGUGUUUCCAAUAGGGAGAGGUGUAUUCCAGUACUCAUUUGGAGUACUCCCUCUUAGAUCGCCCAUCACUACAGUUGUUGGUGUACCAAUGGAGAUAGAGAAAAACUUAGACCCAACCAGUGAAGAAGUGGACGCAGUACACGCUGAGUUCACACGAAGAUUAAUCGACCUCUUUGAAUCUGAAAAAUCAAAGUAUUUAACGGACCAUAAGAAUACACAUUUAGUCAUUACCUAGACUUUACUAGCCAACAUAUAAAUUAUCCAAGACUGUGAUUAGAUGCACGAACAUGCCAAUAUACUGUAGUAAUUGAGUAAUGUUUUGUGACAAAAAAUAUCAAGUAUUGCAAAUUCGUUUUCAUAAAACACUUGUAUCAUUACGUCAUAAUUGUAUUGACUGCAUCUGUUUCAUUUGAGGUCGGUGCCGUUUUAUCAAUUCGUCUCUUUCUCUCUUAUGAUAUUAGUAGAUCUAUUUUUUUAUCAUUUGCCUUUGUCUUGCCUAGUUGUCCUAGUUCUGGUAAUAUGACUCAUGCCUCAAUUUGAAUGAAAAUAACACUAGCGGCAAUUGAUAAAGUCAUUUUAUUUAAAGCGAAGGUAGCUAUUUAUACAAACAUUCCUAGAAGAAGUAUAAUAUUAUGAGCUAU